Molecule: messenger RNA, 412 nt
Organism: Staurois parvus
Lineage: Eukaryota; Metazoa; Chordata; Amphibia; Anura; Ranidae
Source: the annotation of a GenBank genome assembly
UUAACCACUUCCCGUACGGUCCAUGUAUAUAAACGGCCGGACGGUGGCAGUGCAGGGUCGGGUGGCCAUUUAUAAAUGGCCUCCCCGCCCCCUGCUUGUGCGCCCUCCCUGGGAGUGCGCAGCACCACGAUCCGGAGCCCGCUGUGUCCACACAGUGGAACACAAAUUAUCGUACGGGACCUCUGUGCGAGGUCCCGAUUAUGUGAUCACUGAGUGGCCAAUCAGUGAUCACAUGCAGAGUAGUAAGAAAGAUGUCACAGAGAUCACAUGCCUUGUACCAUGUGACAGGCUGUGAGCAAUCACAGCUCACACAGUAUUUCUCAAUGGCUGCAAGAAUGCAGCCAGAGAGAAGGAGAAAUGAUUGCUUUUACAGCCUUUAUGGGUGUAAAACCAAUCAGUGUAAAAAAAUAAA